Photinus pyralis (common eastern firefly) is the source of this 4489-nucleotide messenger RNA. It is a transcript of the gene Atg1, whose product is annotated as serine/threonine-protein kinase ULK2. The record is from RefSeq and is a predicted model, not a curated record. Bases 282 to 2648 code for a protein of 788 amino acids. The transcript is spliced from 18 exons. Gene Ontology annotation, biological process: protein autophosphorylation; axon extension; autophagy. Lineage: Eukaryota; Metazoa; Arthropoda; Insecta; Coleoptera; Lampyridae. Gene Ontology annotation, molecular function: ATP binding; protein serine/threonine kinase activity. Gene Ontology annotation, cellular component: cytoplasm; autophagosome.
AACCAGGUGUAAUAUGACAGUUCACAGACAAAAUAAAAAUAUUUUCAACAAUGACGUUUUGACAAUUAAACGCGUAUUCGUUCCUGUUUUGCAAUAAUGCCAGAAAUUGCAUAUAAAUUUUUCGGUAUAAAUCUGUGAGGUAUUCCACGUGCAGAUCGAGAUGAUUAAUUUUCACAAAAUGUAGAGGUACAUUCGAUGUGCACUUUUCAGUGUAUUGAUUCCCAUGCUUUAACAAAUUAUUAUAUUUAAACAAAUUACGCGUUUCUAAACGUUUUAUUAUAAUGGAGACCGUGGGGGAUUACGAGUACAGCAGCAAGGAUUUAAUAGGGCACGGUGCGUUCGCGGUCGUCUUCAAGGGAAGGCAUCGAAAGGAUCCUGCCAAAACUGUUGCCAUUAAGAGCAUCACGAAGAAGAGUCUGGCGAAAUCGCAAAAUUUGUUGGGGAAAGAAAUUAAGAUUUUAAAGGAACUGACCGAGCUAAAUCAUGAGAAUGUCGUCGCACUUUUGGACUGCAAGGAAUCCUCUCACAAUGUCUAUCUCGUUAUGGAGUACUGCAAUGGCGGCGACCUCGCCGAUUAUUUGGCAGUGAAAGGCACUCUUAGCGAAGAUACCAUACGAUUAUUUCUGAUUCAAUUGGCGGGCGCAAUGAAAGCUCUGUACGCUAAAGGCAUCGUUCAUCGGGAUUUGAAACCGCAAAAUAUACUGUUAUCCUAUAAUGGCGUUAAACCUCAUCCUCAACCGUCGGAAAUUAAACUGAAAAUAGCGGAUUUCGGAUUCGCCCGAUUUCUGCAAGACGGCGUGAUGGCCGCGACACUCUGCGGAAGUCCAAUGUACAUGGCUCCCGAAGUCAUCAUGUCGCUACAAUACGACGCGAAAGCAGACCUCUGGAGUUUGGGCACCAUCGUUUUUCAAUGCCUGACCGGCAAGGCCCCAUUUCAGGCCAACACCCCUCAGGCGUUAAAGCAAUUUUACGAGAAGAACGCGAAUUUAGCACCGAAAAUACCCGUCGGUACAAGUCCGGAGUUGUGCGAGUUACUCAUGGGUUUACUGAAGAGAAACGCUAGGGAGAGAAUGAAUUUUGAGCAGUUCUUCAAUCACAAAUUCUUGAAACGUCCGGAGACGAGUCCUCUGGCAGCGGUGGAUCUUCCACUGCCGGCGAUCUACGGCUCGCCACCCGCUCUCACCCGGCUGCCGCUGGGUUCGCCUCCUUUCUCACGAACUUCAACUCGAUCAUCAACGCCGAUUAAAGUCGCAACUCCACCGCUGUCUCAGCCAGAAUCGCCACGAUCCACGCCCGUUGUUUUAAGUUCGAGCCCUGACGAUGACUACGUGUUGGUUCCUUCGAAUAUACCCCUCGAUCAGUCCACUGAAAGUUUGCACGAAAAACAGUAUAAGGUAAUAAAUAGGCCAGCAACUCCUCCCUCGGGAUUAGAGGCGAGCCCUCCGCGGCCUAGCUACCUGCCGAUAUCGGAACCGUUGCCGGUGCCAACUCAGCGAGCUGCCUACGAGCAGAUGACUAGUCAAUCGCGGAAAAGUGAAAGGAAUCAAGAGUCUUCAACGUCACCGUCAAAGGUCACCACCAGUAGCGUUCCUCGGUCAGAACCGAUCAGCAUGAAACGCUCGGAGCAUCGAUCAGUCCAAAACGACAUCGACAUCAGCUCGCUCUCUCCACCAUCGGUACAGUUCGUGAUAGGAACACCACCAGGCGGCCGUCGCAGAUCGACAACGGGCAGCCUGUGCGAAACUCCGCCUCCCAACUUGUGGCAAGUCUCGCCGGUUCAGGGCACCUCGCCGCCGAUUCUCUCCGGUCCGCUGGCGCGAGUUCCGAUCCUUAGCAGUCCGAAUUUGGCCGACAACAAUAACCUGCAUCAGUCGCCGAUUAUGCCGUUCGGAACGCGAGCGCGCACCCUGCCCGAGAUAUCCGAGUUGGGCAACUUGCAGCCGCUAUUCAGCGAUAACUCGACGAUAAUCGAACGUCCGGUUACGUUCUUGGCGCCCGAGCUACCCGAGGAGACGCUUUUGGAGAGGGAGCACAAUGAGACUUUGGCGAAAAUUAACUUCGUACUGGCGCUCAGCGGUUGUGUCCUGGAUCUGGCGGCGGCGAGAGCUUCGCCGUUACCCGCGCUUGUCGAUGAAACCGCAAUGAAGACGCAGCCGCAGACCGACUCCGGCCGCAAAGCGGAGCAGUUGGUGUUGUUGGUACGCGCACUUCAACUGCUCAGUUCGGGGCUAUCGCUUGCCACGCAACAGUUGCAGUGUGGCCAACUGAGGCCUAGCAGUACUGUUAAGCAAGUGGUUUCCUUGCUGAACUCCAAAUUUAGGUCGACCUUAGCGGAGUGUAAGCAACUAAAUAGUACCGGUUUAUUGACGAAAGUUGGAUCGACCAACAUCGCAGCCGAUAAAAUUUUGUAUAAUCACGCAAUACAAAUGUGCCAAUCGGCAGCUCUAGACGAACUGUUUGGUAAUCCUGAGGAAUGCUUUCAGCGAUAUCAAACGGCCCAAAUAUUGUUACAUAGCCUUUCUCAACAGGUUCACAACCAGCAAGAUAGGGCUUUACUUACAAAGUAUAAAGAAGCAGUUGAAAAGCGACUCUACGUUCUGCAACAGCAAGGUUAUAUCUACACAACUGAUCUCAAGUUGAGCGUCUAGCCGAGUCUUUUUAUCAGUCCAUUAGCGAUUAAUUACGUACGGUAUCUGGGGUUUGCGUGGAAUAGCAUUGCGUCGUCUUAAAGACAAUUUUACUAUUUUUUAUCGUAAUACUUUAUUUUACUUUGCUUUACAACUGAAAAUACGAUAACCACGGAUUAGUGUUUCACCGGAUGAUUUUAGGUUUUUUUUUAGUACUGGAACUUUUAUUUAUCUUAGGGCGUUUCCGAGAAGAAGCUGAAAAUUGACGUUUGGAGCGAAUUAACUUAAGUAUGCAUGCAACCGUAGUACUAGAUCUGAAUGGUGUGGUGAUUAAAUUGAGAAGGUAGUUUUAAUUUUGUAACAUUGCCUCACUGUAUCAUAAAGUGAUAGAAUAAAAGUCUGUAAUAUUAGGUACCUAAAUCCCAAUAUAUUAUUAGAAGAUAGUGAUCGUUAAUUUCUUUAAUAUUUAUUUCCAUGUGUAAUGAUUUCAACUCUUGACAAGUCAUUCUUUGUGAGAUCCAAAUACGGGUAUGAUUGUGGAAAUUUGGUUCAAAUGAUCCUGUUUAUCAAACAAUAAAGUGUAGGUAGUUGUAGUCAACUUUUUAUUUAGUACGUAGUAAUUGUAACCCUCAAACAGUACCAAAUACUUGUAGUACUUCGAGAUUUUAACGUACCUGGUAUUUAUUGUACGUUUCGGUUUUGUGCUUGUUGAAAGAGUUGAUAUUUUUCAGUAUUCAAAAGUUGAAUGUCGCAAAACGUUUUAUCUGUAAAUAUUGUAUAUUAUUAAAUCCUCUUUAGGUUUACUAAUGUAAAAGAAUUGUAAACUAAUAAGCCUAAUAUAUACUUAUACUUGAAAAUCGCACAUUAAAAUUGUUGUAUAUGACGUUCUACUCAUCUUACUUUUGUUUAAGGUUGCAUCAUUUAAUUAUUCCCUUACAGAACACGGACGGACGGACGGAGAAUUUGGGCAAUGAGGUGCUCAAAAGCAAAUUGGCUUAUGUGCUGGAACGUUGCAUUAAAGGAAAGAAACUUUGAAAUGAAGUUCUUGAUCACACGAGACUGAAAGAACGAUUGCACUAUGACGAGGUAACCAUAAAUCGAGCUAUUCUCAAUCGGUUCGAGACCCGGACACUUAACCCCAACAGAAUACAUCCCCGAAUCCAAGAUGGCAGCGGCGUCUUUCAAAACGCACAUUUUGAUGAAACAACAAUCAAAUCGGAUGUCCAUAUUUAUCUUCGGUGCGGCGGGCCUUCGAACUAUGGACUUUUUCUCGUGAAAUCUGGACAUUAAUUCAAAAUCAAGACUGCCACAUACGACAGGACAUACUUUUUCGAAGAAAUACGCUACGAGGGGGGGGGUCAGAAAUGUAUGUAAGGAUGCGGGUAUUAGAUCCUCACUCAAAGGAUACGUGUCGUAUACCGUUACUGAAAGCAAAAGUGGCCAAUUUUAGUGCUAACAAAUAUAUAUCCGCAUAUCAAAACUACGUAAACUUUCGUAGAGAUUAUUACGUUUACGUAUUAAGGACGAGCAAGACGCUCUGUUGGGUUAUUCAUAUUUUAAAAGUUGUCCAAUCUUUGUAAUGGACUAUUGAAAACAAAACGAAUCUCUGAAGCAUUCAACGGUAGAUGUUAGGUUGGAAAUGGAAUCGAUGGAGGCCUUCGAGGUCGGAACCGUUGCUUAUUGUCGGAUCUUCCACGAAGCCUUAGUGCAAUACAAUCCUUUGACUGGAAAAGUGAAGGAAACCUGUAAAUAUUGUAUAUUAUUAAAUCCUCUUUAGGUUUACUAAUGUAAAAGAAUUGUAAACUAAUAAGCCUAAUAUAUACUUAUACUUGAAAAUCGCACAUUAAAAUUGUUGUAUAUGA